Molecule: messenger RNA, 4109 nt
Organism: Sinocyclocheilus grahami
Lineage: Eukaryota; Metazoa; Chordata; Actinopteri; Cypriniformes; Cyprinidae
Gene: pkn2b
Product: protein kinase N2b
Exons: 21
Coding region: 29-3025 (998 amino acids)
Biological process (GO): signal transduction; protein phosphorylation
Molecular function (GO): small GTPase binding; ATP binding; protein serine/threonine kinase activity
Source: RefSeq, a predicted model, not a curated record
GACCUUGCCGUUACGUUGCAUCUUGAGAAUGAUGCUACAUUCCAGGAUGCAUUCCAUGUCUCUGAAUGCCUCGAAUAAGUGUAAACAUUUUUGCUAUAUCUUUCUCUCUCCUGCUCCUCAGGGUGAUACUCGGGGUCAGAUGGUUUCAGAACGUCUUGGUCUUGGCCAAAAUCUGGACCUCUCGGACACCAUGGUCCAACAAAAGCUGGAUGAGAUCAAGGACCAGAUAAAACGAGAGAUCCGCAAAGAGCUGAAGAUCAAAGAAGGAGCUGAGAACUUGAAGAAGGUGACCACAGAUAAGAAGAGUCUGGCUUAUGUGGACAACAUGCUUAAAAAGUCCAACAAGAAGGUGGAGGAACUGCACCAGGAGCUUCAGGAACUGAAUGCGCACAUAGUGGUGAAGGACCCAGAGGAGGUUGUAGAGUACCCGCUAACCCCAGACACCCCCAAGAGUGAAGCUCGGACAUCCACCAACAGUAGCAGACUGGCCGCUCUGAAGAAACAGGCCGACAUCGAGCUCAAAGUGAAACAGGGAGCGGAAAAUAUGAUUCAGAUGUAUUCCAACGGCUCUUCCAAGGACCGCAAACUGCUCGCUGCAGCUCAACAGAUGCUUCAAGACAGCAAGACAAAGAUAGAGUUCAUUCGAAUGCAGAUUCUCAAAGCCAGCCAGACCAGCGAGAUGAACUAUGAGAACAAUGACUUGACUUCAAGCAAGCCUAUAAUCAGUCCUCUGGACCUGAGGAUAGAAGAGCUCCGACAUCACUUCCGGAUAGAGUCUGCUGUGGCAGAAGGUGCCAAGAAUGUGAUGAAACUGCUGGGAACAGGGAAAGUGACGGAGAAGAAAGCUCAUUCAGAGGCUCAAGCCCGCUUGAAUGAGUCCAGUCAGAAGCUAGACCUUCUGAAGUUCUCUCUGGAGCAGAGACUCAGUGAGCUGCCCAAAAAUCACCCGAAGAGCAACCUGAUUAUGGAGGAGUUAGCAAUGGUGUCUUCCCCACCUCUCAGUCCCCGCCAUAGCAUCAUGUCCACCAGCAACAAGUACAGCACUGUGGCCAAACCUGCUGCUCUGACCGGCACAUUAGACGUAAGGCUCAUGGGCUGUCAGGACCUCCUGGAGAACAUCCCAGGUCGCUCUAAGACAGCAUCUGUUUCUCUGCCUGGCUGGAGCCCCAGUGAGGCACGCUCCUCAUUUAUGAGCCGAGGAAACAAGAACAAAUCUGGCAGCAGCCGAACCCUCUCCAAGUCCGAUGAUCUGUCCAAUGAAAUCAGUGCCGUUCUGAAGCUGGACAACACAGUUGUGGGACAGACCCAUUGGAAGCCAGUUAGCAACCAGUCUUGGGACCAGAAGUUCACGCUGGAACUUGACAGGGUAAUGUGUGUGUGUGUGUGUGUGUGUGUAUAUAUAUAUAUAUAUAUAUAUAUCGUUAAGUUUUUACGGCUGGAGGACUUCCUGGACAACCAGCGUCAUGGCAUGUGCCUUUACCUGGAACCGCAAGGAACACUAUUUGCUGAGGUUACAUUUUUUAACCCAGUUAUUGAGAGGCGACCUAAACUACAAAGGCAAAAGAAAAUCUUCUCCAAACAGCAAGGUAAAACGUUCCUGCGUGCCCCUCAGAUGAACAUUAACAUCGCCACCUGGGGCAGAUUGGUGAGAAGAGCCAUUCCGUCAGUCAAUACCUCAUUCAGUCCUCAGGCUGAUCUGGGCUCAGCAUUGAGCUCUGAAACAGUACCCAUCGGCCACCCAGACGCCCACUCCCUACCCAGCGACCCCACUGUGACCAAAUUAGACUUUGACAAACCAGUCACCCCUUCCUCAAAACGGCACUCCAUCGAGAUAGAGGAAAAUGUAUCACCAGAUAAGAUCGCAGAUGGAAAAGAGGUGCAGGAUGCCCUAGCGACCUUUGAAUUCCUGAACAACACAGUAGCUAAACCAGAUUAUGACAGUCUGGUUGAAAAUGAGCAGCCUGACCUAGAACUGACCGAAGUUCAACAAAAAACUGAAAUAAGGGAAGAAGAGGAAGUUCAAUUCAGUUUGACAGACUUCAAAUGUGUCGCUGUUCUGGGGCGUGGCCACUUUGGAAAGGUUUUACUUACGGAGUACAAGACCACUGGAGAAAUGUUUGCCAUUAAAGCUUUGAAGAAAGGUGACAUUGUUGCAAGGGAUGAAGUGGACAGCCUCAUGUGUGAGAAGAGGAUCUUUGAGACAGUGAACAGUGUUCGGCAUCCGUUCCUGGUGAACCUCUUCGCUUGUUUCCAGACCAAGGAGCAUGUGUGUUUCGUCAUGGAGUACGCAGCAGGAGGAGACCUGAUGAUGCACAUUCAUGCAGACGUGUUCUCUGAACUGCGCUCUGUUUUUUAUGCUGCUUGUGUAGUCUUGGGGCUGCAAUUUCUGCAUGACCAUAAAAUAGUAUACAGGGAUUUGAAGCUAGAUAACCUUUUGCUGGAUACUGAGGGAUAUGUCAAGAUUGCAGAUUUUGGUCUCUGCAAAGAAGGAAUGGGCUUCAGAGAUCGCACUAGUACGUUCUGUGGCACUCCUGAGUUCUUAGCACCAGAAGUUUUAACUGAGACGUCGUACACAAGAGCGGUGGACUGGUGGGGUCUGGGAGUUCUCAUCUUUGAGAUGUUGGUUGGAGAGUCCCCAUUCCCUGGUGAUGAUGAAGAGGAGGUGUUUGACAGUAUUGUUAAUGAUGAAGUUCGCUAUCCAAGGUUCCUCUCCACAGAAGCCAUUUCCAUAAUGAGAAGGUUGUUAAGGAGAAAUCCAGAGCGGCGCCUUGGCGCUGGGGAAGGAGAUGCAGAGGAAGUAAAGAGGCAUCCGUUUUUCAGAAAUAUGGAUUGGGCAGCACUGCUGGCAAAGAAGACCCGGCCUCCAUUUUUGCCGACUAUCAAAGGCCGUGAAGAUGUUAGUAACUUUGACGAUGAAUUCACCUCAGAGGCACCGAUAUUGACUCCACCUCGUGAGCCGAGGGUUCUGACAGUCAGCGAGCAGGAGAUGUUUGCAGACUUUGACUACAUAGCUGACUGGUGUUAACCCAGAUCCUCAUGAACCCUGUUCAAACAUGCUCAACACUGAACCAACCGAACAACUCCCUCUCUGUAGGACACAUUGGAAAAGAAACUGCUUUCCGUCUAUGCUCUUAUUGUGCCAUUUAAGGGAUUGGCAAUAACCUGUUUUAAGAAACAAGAAUGAAGUGGUUGAGUCUUGGUAGCCCAAUGUGGCAUCUUUUUAUUGUCGGAGCACUGGGACAUUGAUUGGUGACCAUUAAAAACUUGAGGAUUCAACAGGAUCAACUGCAGCUUCCCUCUCCAUUUUCCACACAUUUUCUCUGCGUUUAAAAGCUAAAACGUGCCUACUAUCUUCAGAUUUGGGGGUUUUCGACACACAACUGAAGAACUGAACCCGACCAAGACAUAAAAUUACAAAUUCUUCACUCCAUAAUAGGAGCAUCUGACAAGACGAGCAAGCUCAAGGGGAGUUCUCUUGAAUUAUUUUCUUGUAUUCCCUUUAAUGCCUUAAAUUAUUUACAGGGCUUCCAAACAAUAACUAUCAGGUACAGAAAACCUACCAAAGCAUUCCUGCCAAAUGUUGUUCUACCCAUUUUAUUGGAUUAAAAAAAGAUCUUGGCCAAGAGCACAGAUAAAUGAACUUGAAUUUCAUCAAGGCAAAAUGAGAGAAAGCUGCGAUUUAAUUGAUCUUUUGAGAAUUUCAUCUUUAUAAAAGUAUCCUUGUACUCUAAUCAUCAAAGGAAAUGUAAGUUAUAGUUUUAUACUGUAUUUUUAGAAUAUUAGCCAUUUGGAUCUGCUGUAUGUUAUGACAAUGGUUGUACACAUAUAUAUGAAUGGUAAGAUUAUCAUUUUGGAGGGCAGCUCACAGUUGAGAGCAAUUCUGAAAUUCUCAAAUGGAAUGUAAAAAUGUAUAUUCAUGAAAACAAACAAACAAAAAAAGUAUAUUUUUUGGCAUGUGGUCAUGCCAAAGCUGGCUGUAUGUUUUAUUAGUUGACCUUUUUAAAGGAUAUUUGUAGUCUGUUUCAGAUCUUUGUAAUUUUGCAACGAUUUCUCACAAUUUAGCCAUUUCGUGGUUGCGUAUGUCAACAUUAAACCACCUUUAAUAGAAA